GCUGUUGGGUAUAAAGGUGGUGGUGGUGAGGACUAGACCCACUCCACGGUACACCUCAGCAUGGCCACUACUCUCCUCCUCCUCUUAUUAUUUGCACUCACCAUGGGUCAACAGUGCAUCCACCCCUACGCUGCCAUCGGGGGACGCUGCAUCUACAUUGAUCCCUUCAUCUUGGGGUCUAUGCAAGAGGUGAGGAACGUGUGCCAGAGCCAUCACGGGGACAUCCUCUGGUUCGAAGAGGGCACUGACUGCGACUUCUACAGAGACCUCCUCAACCAUCUCCACACUAACCAACUCAACGAGAAGGACUACUGGAUGGGAGUUACUGAUACUGGACAUGAGCUGUCCUGGCAGUACAUGAAGACAGGCAAGGCAGCACGUCUGGGAGUCCCCUACUGGUUGGAAAAGUACCCUCACAAAGACACAACCUCGAACUGUGCCAUCCUCUAUAAAAACGGUGGCUAUUAUUGGAUUGAUGCUAAGUGUGACACUAGAAAAGCUGCUGCCAUCUGCCGCUAUGCAUAAACCCACAAUGACAACCAUCUGCUGCUAUGUGUAAACCCACAUGAAAACCAUCUGCCACUAGGUGUAAACCUACAAUGACAACCAUCUGCCACUAUGUGCAAACCUACAAUGACAACCAUCUACCACUAGGUGUAAACCUACAAUGACAACCAUCUGCCAUUAUGUGUAAACCUACAAUGACAACCAUCUGCCACUAUGUGUAAACCUACAAUGACAACCAUCUGCUACUAUGUGUGAACCUAAAUGACAUCAUCUAAGGAUUGAAAUUAGCCUAAUAAUUCUUGAGUCCAUUCAGUCACAUUAAAAAAAUUCUCUCACAAGAAUUCCUUUUCUUUAAUGGAAAUCUACACAACCAAAAGAACAGGUUUAAUACCUACAUUGGUAGUCUAAAUUAUUUUUGGUACAGAUACUAAAACAUAAUAAUUGUUAUAUUUCAAAACAAUAAUGACAGAAUAAAGAGUUGCAAUACA
Molecule: messenger RNA, 995 nt
Organism: Homarus americanus (American lobster)
Lineage: Eukaryota; Metazoa; Arthropoda; Malacostraca; Decapoda; Nephropidae
Exons: 4
Coding region: 61-525 (154 amino acids)
Source: RefSeq, a predicted model, not a curated record